GAGGACCGCCAGUCACCUCUGAGCUCGCGUCAGUGUGUGAUCUCCGCCCGGCGCUCUGUCCCGACCCGUCCCUCUGCCGGUGUGAUUGUGAGAACUCUUUGGCUUUGAAACUGUGACUGUGUAACGUGUAGCGUGUAGUAGGAACGGCACAAACAUGGCCCCUCAGGCCCCCGAACAGACCAAGGCGCCGGACCUCCUGGAGGAGGAGCAGCCGCAUCACCACCACAACCUAGAGGAGCGCGAAAUUCAUAUAGAUCUACGGAAAAUUUACGCCGACCUUCGUAACCUGGACUGGUCCAAGGUGGUGUGGCGGAACGUGACGCUAUUCGCCCUGCUGCACAUUUACAGCGUGUAUGGGCUGUACCUGGCGCUGUUCUCGGUGCAGUGGAAGACCAUCGCCUUUAGCGUGGUGCUGUACUUCAUGGCGGCGCUCGGCAUCACCAUGGGCGCGCACCGCCUGUGGUCGCACCGCUCGUUCAAGGCGUCGCUGCCCCUCCGCAUCGUGCUCGCCAUCUUCCAGACGAUCGCCUUCCAGAACGACAUCUACGAGUGGGCGCGCGACCACCGCGUCCACCACAAGUACAGCGAGACGGACGCCGACCCGCACAACGCCCGCCGCGGCUUCUUCUUCUCGCACAUGGGCUGGCUCAUGUACCGCAAGCACCCGAGCGUCAUCGCCCGCGGCAAGGGGCUCGACCUGUCCGACCUGCAGAAUGACAAGGUGGUCAUGUUCCAGCGCAAGUUCUACCUGCCGCUGGUGGUGACGGCGUGCUUCGUGCUGCCGACGGUGAUCCCCUGGUGGUACUGGGACGAGCACCUGGUCAACGCCCUCAUGGUGUCGGGCUUCCUGCGCUACACCAUCGUGCUGCACAUCACCUGGUUCGUGAACUCGCUGGCGCACUGGGUGGGCACCAAGCCCUACGACAAGAGCAUCUACCCGUCGCAGAACCCGAUGGUGGCCUACCUGGCGCUCGGCGAGGGCUGGCACAACUACCACCACGUCUUCCCCUGGGACUACCGCACGGCCGAGCUCGGGGGCCUCGUCAACUACAACAUCACCAGCCUCGUCAUCGACUUCUGCUACAAGAUCGGCCUCGCCUCCGACCUCAGGACCGUCACGCCCGCCAUGAUCGAGAGACGCAUCCAGAGGACGGGCGACGGCUCGUACGAGCCGCCCGUGGCCACGGCGAAGUGAACGCCCACACGCCCACUCGCCCGCCCCUGCAACAAACAAUGCACAACUGCACGCCCGUCGUCAGCCCUGCACCCUCCCUUUCACCACCCCCCCUCCCCGCCCCCGCCCAAGACAGCGCCGAAACAUGUACCCUUGGGAGUAUAGCCGUUUGUAACCGAGUAAUUUAGAAGUGGUAUUUCAAGUUUAUACUACACACAUAACACACACAUCUAUAUAUAUAUACCGUGUGGAAACAAGUGUUUAUAUUAGUUCUUUUGGUAUAUAACACAUAGCAACGAAAGUGCAACCUCUUUGUAAACAAGAUUAGUGCAGGUACACCAAGGCCUUACCUUUGGCAUCGCUGAAGAACGGAAAGAAAGAGCACUUUUUAGCAGGCCGAUUUUACCGUUUUGAUUCCUUGGCCGACGUUCAUUUCCCUUCUGUAUCCACCGGGCUACGCCACACGAGCAAAGUAGUAGUUCUAGGCCUUUUAUUGUAACCCGGAAUUAUUGGGUAUAUCGUUUGAUAUGUGUGUUGGUUAUAUAUACAAAUAUAUAUCUGUGAGUGAACCACCGCGAUGCUUUUUUUUGUGAGAAAUGCAACCAGAUUUUGUGAUGUGUCAAAUAAAUAUAUAGUUUUCUGUCUUACCACUAA
Messenger RNA from Penaeus indicus, 1828 nucleotides. RefSeq names its product acyl-CoA Delta-9 desaturase-like. Lineage: Eukaryota; Metazoa; Arthropoda; Malacostraca; Decapoda; Penaeidae. Gene Ontology annotation, cellular component: endoplasmic reticulum membrane. The record is from RefSeq and is a predicted model, not a curated record. Gene Ontology annotation, molecular function: iron ion binding; stearoyl-CoA 9-desaturase activity. Gene Ontology annotation, biological process: unsaturated fatty acid biosynthetic process. The transcript has a single exon. Bases 155 to 1195 code for a protein of 346 amino acids.